UCGCGCGAAGCACACGCGCUCUUGUAUCCUACGGUAUAUAUCGUAGUGUGUAUAAUAUAAGCGCCUGGCGCGCGCGAAAGAAUAAAAAGAGAAAGAAAAGGAAACCGAGUCUUUGAACGCGUGGACGUGCUGCACACGUACAUUUCUAAUUUGUGUAUAGUAAAUCGUAUUUAAUGACUCCAUCGAUCGUUAUUAUCAUGUAAGGAUGAUACAGUGGCUAUAGUGCAGCGAUCGACCCGUGCGUAAUCGUUAAGUUUGUUUUCGAAAAUAUUACAAUUAAUUUAAUGUAUAAUAUAAUUUAAGAAAGGAGGUAGAGAAAAAAUUUACAUCAUUCGUCGGUCCACACACGUGUGCGACAAGAUUCGUCGUCGGUGUGCUGCACACACGAUCACGCAGCGAUGCAGAUAGUGUCAUUGUGCUCGAGUGAUUUCGUGCUCCGCGUGAAGGUUUGGUUCGGAAGAGGUGAGUGAUUAAUAUUCGAGGUGAAGGAAGAGCUCGUUCGUUGACCGAGCAUUGGAAAAAAAGAAAUAUUUGGAUAAAAGUGAGAUUUUCGAAGGAGCGAGUCAACGACGACAAAGUAACGAGCGAAAAUCGGAGUAAAUAAAAAAUGAACGCCACGCCAAAGGAUAUGGAGAAUCACGGAUUGCGAUAGUAUCCGUAAGCGUGCGAAAGGCGGAUCGACAAGCGAAAUAUAUAUAAUGCCUGACAACGAUCGCCCAUCAUCGUCACUACUACUACUAUUGCAACAGCAGCAACGACUACUGCGUCGUUAUCCGGGUUGCGAUCGUCGUCGUCGUUGUCAGCGUCGUCGCGCGCGCCAGGACGACGCGCUUCUCAGCGGCGAGGUUCCCGUCGUCGUCGUCGUCGACCAUCGUCGCGAUAAUCGCUCUCUUAUGGGAGACGUAGAGGAGGAGCUUGAGCUUGAGCAGCAGCAGCAGAGAUAUGAGCAGAAGCAGCCGCUCAGCGGGUCGUCGCCGUGAUGACUGACUUACAAGCCACGCUCGAGUUCUCUCUCGAGCUCUGUAAAUUUUACAAUGUCGAUCUCUUUCAGCGCGGGUACUAUCAGAUCAGAACGUCGCUCGGGGUCUCGCCCAAGCUGCCCAUCAAAGUCGAGGUCAAUCAGCUGCGCGGCAGCUCGAGCCACCACGACGCCCCGGGCACCUCGAAGCGCUUCCAGAUACUCUACCGCAACGAGGAGGUGACCCUCGGCACGUCGGUGCUCUAUCGGGCCCACGUGCUCGUGCACGGCCACAAGAUCGAGGAGGCGCUGGCCCGGGCGCGAUUCCAUCUCUCGGUGGAGCUGUGGUUCGGCGAGCCCGCGCCGGGUGGUCCGGGGGCGACGACCGGUGGUUCGUCGUCGUUGUCGUCGUCGUCGUCGUCGCAUCAUCAUCAACAGCACCAACACCAUCACCAGCAGCCCACGAGCAUGGCGUGCGUGUCGUCGCGAGCCCUCGAGCUGAACUUCGUGCCGACCAAGGGACUGCACUAUCAUCUGCCGGUGCUGUUCGAUUACUUUCAUCUGGCGGCGGUGUCGAUGACGAUUCAUUGCUGCCUCGUGGCGCUGCAUCAGCCGAGCAUCAAAAAGAGUAUUCUUCAUUAUGUGCAAAGCUGCGCUCCACGAAGCGGCCGCGGCCGAGCCCAGGGCAAAUCGCUCAACGACGAAAAUAUAUUCAAAAACAUCGACUCCUCCGCGACGACCCGCUGCGUCGGCUCGGCGUCCUCGCGCCUGCAAACGGCCAAGCUCGCCCAGCAAGAGGUCACCCGUCUCCUCCUCGCCGCGCGCGAGUCCCUCCUCACCGACCUGGCCGACAUGGCCCGCCUGCUGCCCUCGUGGCAGCAGCGCGCCCUCGAGCUCGCCCAGAACACCCACAAGGAGAUCACGCGCAUGAUCGACCCCGAGGAGGCCGACGUAGCCCAGCUCUGCGCCCAGAACAUCGUCCUCUGGGAGCACUUCCUCGAGGCGUUCUCGGGCCGCGACGCCGUCCAUCAGCAUCUCGGCCGCGUCCACCAUCGGCUGCGCGUGCGUCGCUUCGCCGAGGGCUUCUUCCUGUGCGAGAAUCCGCGGAGCUCGGCGGCGGGCUGCUACGACGCCAUCAAUCAGUCGUAUCAGGCGGUGAGCGAGGCGGCCCGCCGCUCCCGCUACCUGGCCAGCAUGCCCAAUCUGCCGGUGCACUGCGCCGAGCUCGACGGCGAGCUCGCCACGCUGCCGCUCAUCUUCGAGGAUCGCUACGCCGAUCCGAGCCAGCUGGCCAGACGCGAGCAUCGCAACAGCGCGUCGAGCAUCUGGUCGCCCCGUUCCGAGGGCAAUGGCAGCGGCAGCCUGGGCUAUCCGGAUAGGUUGAUGCUGACGUCCUCCGGUGGCGGUCAUCAUCACUACGUGAACAAUCUGCCGGCGGCGGCGCGACACAGCAAGUCGCUGGACCAGCUGGGACCGGACCUGGUGACGUCGCAUCAGCCGCCCAGCAGUGGCACGAUGAUGCAGAUGCAGGACGCUGGAGGUGGCUACGACUCGCCGAGGCAGCAGCAGCGACGACUGCCCAGGAGCGCCUCGACUCACAUGCUGGGUAUGACCAAUCACAGUAACAGUGGAAAGCAGCAGCAGCAGCAGCCGAGGUCACCCGCGUCGAGGGUAGCCACAAUGCCGACUAACAAAAAGCAGCAGAAUCACAGCAACAGGUCGAGCUGCCAGAACGUCUUCGCGCAGAACGGCCACGGCAAACGAUCGACCGGUUGCUUCGGCGGCGGUUCGACCCUACCCCGAGCCAAGUCGAGCCAGCAUCUCGUCCAGAGCAGCAGCAGCGGCAGCAGCAACGGCACGAGCAGCGGCGGCAACAACUGCAACGGCAGCCGCAAAUUGAGUCGCGGCCCCGACGGUGGACAGUCGCGCUCCAUCACCUCUCUGCUGGCCGCCAUGUUCCCGGACGGCGACGAGCAGCUGCCCGGCUACGUGGGCAGCCUCGACAUUCGCAAGAUCGCCGGCCCGGUGAGCUUCGACGCCAAGGCCGGAUUCUUCGACGAGGCCAUAGCCGCCAAUCAUCGUCGUCGCGGUCAGCAGCAGCAGCAGCAGCAGCAGUACGUGCACAAGCAGCAGAUGAAUAUGCCCGAAGCGCUGAGGACGAAUACUCUGGAUCGGGCGAGCUAUACCAAGGCCAGGGCUAAUAAGCAGCAACAGCAAGUGGGGAGGAAUGGACAUUUGGAUCAACCGAGAAAGUACAAUACUUUGGGUAGAUCGACACAGAGGCAGCAGCAGCAGCAGCAGAGGUGUGCCGGCGAUGGUUUUUACGGCAAUGGAAAGCACGAGGUGCAUCAGUUGAAGAGGCCGCGCAGUACCGAUCGCAUUUUGGACGAUAGAUCUCGCGACAGCGACCUGUACGAGGACGCGCGCAAUUACCUCAGCCGAAGUCGCGAGAGUCUUCUGCAGCAUCGCAACGACAUCAACAGCGGGGGCGGCGGCGGCAAAGCACGAGUCUCUCCCUCUCGAAAACGUUCCGAUCAGCAGCAGCAGCGUCGCAAUCACAACUCGAUCGUCAACAACAAUAACAACAACAAGAACAGCAGUAGCAGCAGCAGCAGCAACAACAACAAUCACCAGCACCAGCACCACAACAACAAUAACAAGGACUCGACGUACGACUCGAUCUACAACGAGCCGAGCUUCAGGAACGGCCUGUCCAAGCUCUACGGCGGCGGUGAUUCAUCGCGCUCGAAGCAGAGCAGUCGGCCGCAGUCCGCGGCGCCGAGCAUCAGGGUGAGCGGCGACUCCGGCUGCUGCUCGGCCGUGUCCACGAUGGAGAGAAAAUCAACGACUUCGUCGACCGGAGGUAGCGGUAGCGGUGGUCGUCAUCAUCCGCCGCCACCCAUUGCUUAUCAAGAUUCCUUGUUACUCGGUGGUGGUGGCGGUGGUCGGCACAUUUUGGAAACGGAGCACAACAACAACAACCACCACAAGGACAACGGCAAGGAGCCGUUGUCGCCCGUGGACGCGCUGAAAUCGCCGAACCAGGACUCGUCCAGUCCUGCGCUGAUGUCACCGGUGUCCGUCAAUUCCUUUACAGUUUACCCAUCGGACCAGGAGCAAGGACAGCAGCAACCGGGUCCAGUCUUGACUCCGGACGGCAAGAGGCUCCGCUGCGCCAGCGUACCCACGGCCAAGAAUAAAACAGUCGUGCCGCGCAGCGCCGUCUCCAUGCCCUGCAUGCCCAGCAUCGCCCAGGAAUCUCAGCAGCAGCAGCAGCAAGCGGCUAUGGUGGCCAAACUGUCGCCGCCGAGCUCGAGGCCGACCAGUCCCGCGGAGAGCAGCAGCAGCGGCAGCGGCAGUAGUCACAGCAGCUCGUCGUCGUCGUCGUCGUCGUCCUCGAGCAAUCUGACCUCGGAGCGCAGCGGCUGGGUGAGCAGCGGCGGCGACGCGGACACCAACUCGAGCUCCGAGCGACGGCCCAAACCGCAUCAUCAUCGUCGUCGGCGUCAUCAUCAGCCGUCGUCGUCGUCGUCGUCGAAAUUGUCCACGGAGCAGCUGAGGCAGAAGCUGGCCAAGAUCGUGCAACAGCAGCAGCAACAGCAACCAGCGGCACCUCCACAACCCCCGCCGAGACAUAAGAAAGAAAAGAAGGAAAAGAAACGCGACAGGCAUAAACAUCAUCAAAGAGACAAACAACAGCCGACGACGACGACGGCGACGACGACGGCGACGUCGGGCGCGAAAAAAAUCCCGGACUCGCCGGCGGCCGGUGGCGGCGAUUCGAGCGCCACGUACGAGGAGCUGGUGCGACUGCCUCCGCCGAGGAUGUUCAUGGACGAGCCGCCGCCGCCCGAGGCGUUUCGCGACCCGUCGCCCCUGCCGCCCUCGAUGAUGGCCGCCGCCGCAGCGGCUGCGGGGAUGAUGAUGCCACCCAUGACCGUCGACAAUCCGCUCUAUCACGUGGUCGAGUCGGUCAAACAACAGCAGCAACAGCAGCAGCAGCAACAAAAGAUGCUGAUUCAUCAACGUCAGAAUCAUCAACAUCAUCGUCAUCAUCAAUAUCAACAGCAUCAACAGCAGCAUCAAGUGCACCAGCAACAACAACAGCAGCACCAGCAGCAUCAUCAUCCUCAAGGCCACGUCAACGGCAGCAACAAGUCGGUACGGGGCAGCCCCAAACAGACCAAGACAGCUCCGUGCUCGCCGCAGCGCAGCAAGCAGCGGGUCGCCACGGACGGCAUACCCUACGGCAAGGGCAGCCGCCACGAUCUCUGCUCCGACUGCUAUCAGGAGGGCAAGGAGCUCCUCCAGAGCAGCCAGCAGAACAAUCAGCAACAGCUUCCACAGUCGGGUCAGGAUCAUGGCGGUAGCGGCGACAACGCCAACUUCAACAAGAACAAGGAGGACUUCAAGCGUCAGACCUGCUUCCCGGGCAAGCUGUACAGCGAUCUGCCGGCCGGGCAGCUGGCCUCGCAGCUGCCCUACUUUCACAUAAGCGACGAGUACAGGCUGUACUCGCCCGAGGGCUGCCACCUCAUCGUGUGCGUGCACGGCCUCGACGGCAACGCCGCGGAUCUGCGCCUCGUCAAGACCUACCUGGAGCUCGGCCUGCCCGGCCAGCAUCUCGACUUUCUCAUGUCGGAGACCAACAAGGGCGACACGUUCUCGGACUUCGACACGAUGACGGAUCGCCUCGUGGCCGAGAUACUGCAUCACAUCGAGUCGGGCGGCCUCGCCCCCACCAAGGUGAGCUUCGUCGGCCACUCGCUCGGCAACAUCAUCAUCAGGAGCGCCCUGACCCGACCGCAGCUGCGCGGCCUCGUGCCGCGCCUGCACACCUUCCUGAGUCUGAGCGGACCCCAUCUGGGCACCCUGUACAACACCUCGGGGCUGGUGAACGCGGGCAUGUGGUUCAUGCAGAAGUGGAAGAAGUCGGGCUCGCUGCUGCAGCUGGCGAUGCGCGACUCCACGGACGUGCGACGCUCGUUCAUGUUUCGGCUGAGCCAGAGGAGCAAUCUGCAGAGGUUCAAGCACGUGCUGCUCUGCGGCAGCGCCCAGGACAGAUACGUGCCGCUGCACUCGGCCAGGAUCGAGCUGUGCAAGGCCGCGGUUCGAGAUCCGUCCGAGCAGGGCUCGGCCUAUCGCGAGAUGGUGCACAACAUCCUUUACCCGAUCAUGUCGACGCCGGGCGUCAGUCUGGUGCGCUACGACGUGCAUCACGCCCUGCCGCCCACCGCCAACGCGCUCAUCGGCCGGGCGGCCCACAUCGCCGUGCUCGACUCCGAGCUCUUCAUCGAGAAGUUCCUCCUGGUCACGGGCCUCAAGUACUUCAAGUAAACGAGAAGAGAAAAGAAGAAGAAGAAGAAGAAGAAGAAGAAGAAGAAAAAGACGAUUUAAUAAUGAUACAGAUAUAUUAUUAUUAUAAAAAAAGUAUAUAAGUACCUCGUUGACGCUAUGAUAUAACGACCUCCUCCAAACCCCUUCUCUAAAAACCCUACCUUACAACUUUCAACUCUUUAUCUCUUGAAAAAUACUAUACUAUCGUCUUGAAUAAUCUCUUAACCCAGCAUCCAGAAGAAUAAAAGUCUUUAUCCCUGAGUAUAAUUAUAAAUAUGAUGAAUAAUACCGAAAUAUUUAUUGUAUAGAGAACGAACAAACGAAAAAUAAAAAGGUGGUGCACGAGCGAGGGCUGAGAUGUACACACAGACACAUACUAAAGAAAAAAAAAAGAAAAAAUAAACUGAUCAUUGUGAUAGCCAAUUAGCGACGAUCGCUAACUCAUCGGACGUCGAUAAUAAUUAAAGAAAAAUGAUAUAUAAAAAUUAAUUUAUUAUUAUUAUUAUUACUAUUAUGUAUAUAAAUGACGAGUUGUGUAAAUUACGAAUAGUGUAAUUUUUUUGUCACGAAAAACGAUAAAAACGAUAAAAAAAAAGCAGCUAACAACUAAUCCAUUGUACUCGUCGUUGUUGAAAGUGUUUAUGAAAUACUCAUUAUACGACGCAGAGGGUGUGUCUAACGUAAUAGUUGAACAUAGAAGAUAAAAUUAUUUAAAAAAUAUAUCACUGUGUAACGAAGAGACGUGCGAAUGUUUUAGUUCCGUACGGAAAAUGUAUAAAGUAAGGCUUUUCUUUCGAGGAUAUGAACGACGCGUUAAUUGAAAGAUCAACGACGAUUUGAGUUUUUCAUUAUCGAUAUAAGUACGACUAUGUCUGUGUAUAUUUCUAUUUCGUCGAUUUUUUACCGAUUUUUUAAGACGCAGGGCAGAGUCUUGAAAAAGAAAAUAAAAUAAAUAAAGAAAAAGAAGAAAAGCUUGUAAUUAUAAGUAAUCGUCAUUUUUUUAUUACAAAAAAAAAAAGAAACUUCGAUUUAAGAGACGAUCGUUCUCGAAGCACAUCUCUCAAAAAUGCACAACACAAAAAAUGAUUCGUGUCGAUAUUUAUUGAUAAACUGUCCUUUAGAAACUACGAACUGCCUAAUUUCUUACGAAUUAUUCGAAUUAAAGUAUAUAUACGUAUGUCCGUUCGUUUGUAUUUUAUAACACGUCGAGAAUUUUUUUCCUUCAUCUUGAGGGAUGAUACUUACGAUUCAAAGUAAACAAAAAAGUAGCAUGAGUGUGAUAGUCAAAUAAAAUAUGGCAAAGUGUCAAAAUAAAAUGAAAAGUUCAUAUAAUCUAAAAAGAGUUGAAGAGCGAAUAUUAUAUAGAGUUGGGCUUGUUUGAAAACGAAAAUAAUAAAGGUAUAAGUUUUUAGAUGAUAUAUCGUGUAACGACAGAAAAAAAGGUAUCAAUGUUUUCACGUUAGGAAAGUUUAUGAAACGCAUGUCAAUUGUUCUCUAAAGAUUUUCACGACCAUCAAAUUUCGAACAGGUAGUUAAACCGUUAAAAAAAAAAAGAAGAUAACACAUAACUUUUAUCAUUUGCUCGUGAUACAUGUAUAGCGGAGAAGGAAAAAGAGAACGAAGGAUAUGAUAAAAGGUGAUGGAUAAUUUUUUCUAAAAAUCAAAGAAGCUAAUUAAAAAAAAAUAUAGAUAGAAGCAGUAGUUUAAAAAUUUAACUGAGAAAAAAAUUGAAAUACUUAGUAACCGUAAAUGCAAAUGGUUAUAUGUAACAAAUCCCUCCAAUCGCUGCACGAAUAAUAAAAGCAUCUCAAGAACUUUUGCGUCGACUAUAACUACAAACAAAAAAGAAAAGAAGUAUAUAUUAUGACGGAGUGCGAGGAUUAUAAGGUAAUAGAUAAAGAAAGGAACGCAUAAGUAUCGUUAAAAUCGUAGAGAAUUAUAUACUAUAUUUAACGCUAGUGAACAAUCAAUCUAUUGUAUUCGCUGAUUUUUGUAUAAUUUUAAUUUUAAAACGAAGAGAAAACGCAAUUGAAAUCGCAAUGAAUUACGUAGACACGGCAGAUGAAUCAAACACGAGCUUUUUUUCUAUGAUAAUUAAAACGAGGAUAUUCAAUUCAAUAAUAUUGACUGAGAUUAGGAGUAAAGGAGAGAAAAAAAAUUUAUUCGGCAAAUUGAGACGACCUCACCUUUGUGUAAAUUUUUUAAUAUCAAUUCUAGAUGUUAAUUGAAUGCCAAAAACACGAAAGACUUUCGCGUAAUUAUAUAGUCAAUCGUUUCUUUUGGAAUCCUUGGAAAUUUUGUAUCUUUAAAUUUUAUUGUAAUUAAACGUAUUGUGAUAUGUAAAUAUUCAAAUUGAUUUCGACAAAAUGCAUAAGUGAAUUAAAAAAAAAGCAAAGUGAUCUCUACUCGUUGUACAGGACUUUUCUCUGGAUAGGCGGGCAUCGUGUCAUCCGGAUGGAAGCGAUCAAAACCUAUAAACAUUUCUACUUGAAUAAAAAAACAUUUCAGCUCCAUUUUUUUAUAAUAAAAAUUAUAUUUCUGAAGCUCACUCCAAAUCGAUCUGUUAAAUUCGGCUCUUUAUUCUCGAGGAUCCAAUCCAUCGGCGACAAUAACAGUGCUGAAAGAAAAAAAAUCUAAAUUCUCUUGAUUCCAUUAUGAUUAAUAUACCUUUCAAGUCACCAAAAAUGCCAAAAAUGGCCCGAGACGGCGUAUAAAACAAGUAGAAAACUUUACCAGCUCGCUGUUGUCGAAUAAAAUAGAAUUGACUCCGUAUUAUAUGAUAUAAUUGUAAGUUGACUGUUUUAUUAAGAGGGAACACCAAAAGAAAAAUAAUAAAAAAAUCCGAACGACGAUCGAGGGGAAGAAAAAAAAGUUAAACUAUUAAAC
Molecule: messenger RNA, 9181 nt
Organism: Trichogramma pretiosum
Lineage: Eukaryota; Metazoa; Arthropoda; Insecta; Hymenoptera; Trichogrammatidae
Exons: 10
Coding region: 980-6295 (1771 amino acids)
Source: RefSeq, a predicted model, not a curated record